AUGGAGAUCUCCCGCUUGCUCAUUGUUGUCGCUAUUUAUCUCGUCUUCCGGUACUUCGUCCGCAGCCGCUCCUCCGACUCCUCCGCAACCAUGUCCCACGGCAAAGUCAUCCAGGUCGACAACCCCGUCAUCUUCAAAGCCCUCGUUUCAUCCGGUCCCGUCGUCGUCGAUUUCUUCGCUACGUGGUGCGGUCCCUGCAAAGCCGUCGCUCCGGUCAUCGGAAAGUUCAGCGAAACAUACACCGGCGUCAAGUUCCUCCAGGUUGAUGUCGACAAGGCUCGCUCGAUAGCUCAGGAGCACCAGAUCCGGGCUAUGCCCACGUUUGUGCUAUAUAAGGAUGGCAAGUUGUUGGACAAGCGGGUUGUUGGCGGUAAUAUGAAGGAGUUGGAGGAGGGAAUUAAGAGCAUCAGUGCGUGA
Messenger RNA from Aspergillus mulundensis, 417 nucleotides. RefSeq names its product thioredoxin family protein. The coding region runs from base 1 to 417 and encodes 138 amino acids. The record is from RefSeq and is a predicted model, not a curated record. NCBI's taxonomy places the organism in Eukaryota, Fungi, Ascomycota, Eurotiomycetes, Eurotiales, Aspergillaceae. The transcript is spliced from 3 exons.